Staurois parvus is the source of this 291-nucleotide messenger RNA. Lineage: Eukaryota; Metazoa; Chordata; Amphibia; Anura; Ranidae. The record is from the annotation of a GenBank genome assembly.
GACUGCGGCGGGAACUGACUUGGUGUCACUGACAUCCCCAGUGACACCAAUACAGUGAUCAGUGCUAAUAAGAAGCCCUGACACUGUACUAAUGGCACUGGGCAGGAAGGGGUUAACAUGAGGGGCGAUCAAAGGGUUACCUGUGUGCUGGGAGUGCUUCACUAUCUUUCCCCUGUCAGCUCCUGCACACUGCUUUGCAUGGCUCUGCAUAGCCGAGCCAUACAAAGCAGAUGAUCUACAUAGUAAAACAUACACAGUUAACCCUUUGAUCGCCCCUCAUGUUAACCCCUU